GCAGACCGUCUCGCUAGCUCCCUCGAGUAUUUCUGUCCUGCUGCUGUUACGUAAGUGCCGGUGCCCCAGUUCGCUUGUGCAGCUCCCUGCCUUAGGCACGAUGAUGCGCUGGAGCCUACGCCAAAGGUGCUGAGAUUUCCUACAGGUGCUGUUCUGGGCCCUGCGAGGGCUGGCGCUGGGGCGGAGGUGCCUGACUGAUUGCCCCAGGCAUGCUGUGCCAGGGCUGAAGGUUGAAGGCUGAAAGGAAGCUGUCCAAGAUCCUCACCUCGCCAAGGACAGUGGCUUGCAGGGAGAAUUCUGUCAGGGGAAGUGGACUCGCUGCAAAGAGAUCAUGGCCUCAUCCCGACUAGUGGCAAGAUCUAGAGAUAUUGCCAAUGUCAUGCAAAGGCUUCAAGAUGAGCAAGAGUCUGUGCAGAAAAGGACUUUCACAAAAUGGAUCAAUACUCAUCUGGCUAAGCGCAAUCCUCCCAUGCUGGUGAAUGAUCUGUUUGAAGAUAUCAAAGAUGGGGUAAUGUUAAUUGCCCUUUUGGAGGUUCUUUCAGGACAGAAGCUGCCUUGUGAGCAGGGACGUCAGCUGAAGAGAAUUCACUGGGUUGCCAACAUUGGCACAGCUCUUAAGUUUCUAGAAGGAAGACGGUCCAUAUACAGAGGAUCUCCGAUUAAGCUUGUCAACAUAAACUCAACUGAUAUUGCUGAUGGCAGGCCUUCUAUUGUGCUUGGCUUGGUGUGGACCAUAAUUUUGUAUUUCCAGAUUGAAGAGCUUACCAGCAACCUCCCACAGCUGCAGUCGUUGUCUAGCAGUGCUUCUUCUGUGGAAAGUGUUGUCAGUUCAGAAACUGCAAGUCCCCCAAGCAAACGGAAGGUGGUAACCAAGGUCCAGGGAAGUGCCAGGAAGGCUUUGUUAAAAUGGAUUCAGUACACAGCAGCGAAGCAAGUUGGAAUUGAAAUCAAAGAUUUUGGACAAAGUUGGAGGAGUGGUGUUGCAUUUCAUUCCGUUAUUCAUGCUAUCCGUCCAGAUUUAGUGGACAUGGAGAAAGUGAGGGGAAGGUCAAACAGAGAAAACCUGGAAGAAGCCUUCACACUUGCAGAAGCAGAACUAGGAAUUCCAAGGCUCCUUGAUCCAGAAGACGUGGAUGUUGACAAGCCAGAUGAAAAGUCUGUCAUGACUUAUGUAGCCCAGUUUUUGAAGUACUAUCCUGAUCCUCAUCAUACAGUGACUGAUGUGCAGGAGAAUGAUGAACUUCAAGCAAUCCCAACUUUUGUCAUUUCUUUUAUGAAAUUUAAGAAGGAAGACAGACUGAUGCUGAGAGACCUAAAAGUGUGGGCAGAACAAUUUGAAAGAGACUUGACCCGAGCACAGAUGGCAGAAACAAGCUUACAGGAGAAAUACCAGUCAUUUAAGCAUUUCAGAGUACAAUAUGAGGUAAAAAGGAAACCGAUUGAACUUGUAACCCAGUCAUUAAGGAAAGAUGGUAAAUUAUCACUUGAUCAAGCUAUCGUGAAGCAAGCAUGGGACAGAGUUUCUUCCAGGCUACUUGACUGGCACAUACACCUUGAUAAAUCUCUUCCUGCACCUUUGGGUACCAUAGGUGCUUGGCUUUAUAGAGCAGAGGCUGCUCUGAGAGAAGAAAUUACUGUUCACCAAGCUCAUGAGGAAACAGCGAAUACAAUACACCGGAAGCUUGAACAACAUAAGGUAGAUCUACAUACAUUCAUUCUGUGCAUUAUAAUUCCUUGUUUCCAAAGAAUACAGGUCGGGUACCACAUUCAUUCGUGUAAGAUAGAGCAAGCGAUCCUGAAACCUUUUGAUGCUGAGUUUAAUUUUGUUGUCUCUUCAUCUGAGCUCCAUCUGUUGAAGAUGGAGUUUCUGGAACUGAAGUACCGUCUACUGUCACUCUUAGUCCUUGCAGAAUCAAAGUUAAAAUCAUGGAUUAUCAAAUAUGGAAGGCGAGAAUCAGUGGAACUACUUCUUCAAAAUUAUAUUUCUGUUAUUGAAAAUAGUAAGUUCUUUGAGCAGUAUGAAGUUACUUACCAGAUCUUGAAAAGAGCAGCUGAAAUGUAUGCCAAAGCAAAUGGCUCAGUGGAAGAAGUUGAGAAUGUAAUGAAAUUCAUGAAUGAAACAACAGCGCAGUGGAGAAACCUGUCGGUAGAGGUGAGAAGUGUAAGAAGCAUGUUGGAAGAAGUAAUUGCAAAUUGGGACAGAUAUAGCAGCACUGUGGCAGGUCUACAAGCUUGGCUGGAAGAUGCUGAAAAAAUGCUGAAUGAGCCUGAACAUUCUAAAAAGGAUUUCUUCCGGCACUUACCUCACUGGAUCCAACAGCACACAGCCAUGAAUGAUGCUGGUAAUUUUCUGAUUGAAACGUGUGAUGAGACCAUUUCCAGAGACCUAAAACAGCAGCUUCUGUUACUAAAUGGAAGAUGGAGAGAAUUGUUUAUGCAAGUUAAACAGUAUGCUCGAGCAGAUGAACUGGACAAAAUGAAGAAAGAAUACUUGGAUGGUGUUGCCCAUUUGACAGCUUUUAUUGAUGGAAGCAAUAGGAAACUUUCAGUCGCUGUAGAAGUAUCCUUCCUUGAUGUCAAAAUGUUCAUACAAGAUUUGGAAAAUAUUAAGCAGAAAUUGCCUGCAAUGGAAUCUCAGUACAAAAUGAUUGCAAGAACAGCACAACUUGUUACAAAAGAAGUUUCCCAAGAGGAGGUGAAUGAAAUGCUUGGAACUCUGACAAGAAUCAAAGAGCAGCUGAGCAAGGUUAAGGAGUAUUCCUGUGCUUUGCUGUAUGAAUGCCAGCGUCUGCUGUCUCCACUGGAAGAACUGGAGAAACAGAUCACACACUUUUAUGAAUCUCUUGAAAAAGUUAAUGAGAUAAUUUCUAUCCUGGAUCCUGAAGCACAACCUACAACUGUUCUUAAACAAAAAGCCCAAGAUCUGGUAGCUUACCAAGAAAACUGCAAGAAAGAUUUGUCCUUGAUUGAGAGAAAUAGUCAGAGUAUCCUGCAGUGUGUGGCUUCGAGUGAAGUGUUACAGCAUUUCCAUCAGUCAACAUUUCAGAAGAAAGUUACACAAGUUCAGAUUACUUUUCAGAAUAUGGUCAGGAAAGCUGGUGACUGGAGAAAAAACAUAGAAGCAAAUAGCCGUUUGAUGAAGAAAUUUGAGGAGUCUAGAGCAGAACUGGAGAAAGUAAUACAGAUUGCCAAUUGUUGCUUAAAAGAAAAAGGAAAUCCUGAAGAACUUCUCAGGAAACAUAGCGAAUUCUUUAACCAGUUGGAUCAGAGAGUCCUAAAUGCCUUUCUGAAAGCAUGCGAUGAACUUACUGACAUCCUCCCAGAACAAGAACAACACAACCUGCAGGAUGCUGUAAGAAAACUCCACAGGCAGUGGAAGGAUCUUCAAACAGAGGCCCCAUAUCAUUUGAUCCACUUGAAGGUUGAAGUACAGAAGAGCAAGUUCCUGGUCACAGUGGAGGAGUGCAAAGCUGAACUUGUUCGACAGAACAAGGUCUUAUCAAGAGAAGGCAAUGAAAAGAUGAUCGAGGAACACAUGUUGUUCUUCGGUGACAAGGGAUCUUACCAUCUCUGUGAAAAAAGGCUACAACGGAUUGAAGAACUGUGCCAAAAACUACCAGUUUCUGAUCCAGUGAGGGCUACAUUGGAAAGCAGCCAACGAAUCCUGAAGGACCUCAAAUCCCAGAUAGACAGCACAUACGUAAAGUUAACAGAGCGCUCAGACACCUGGAAGAGCUACAAAAACAGAUUUUCUGAAUUGGCAAAUUGGAUUUUGUCAACAGAAGGAGAGCUAAAGAAGAUAAAGGAAAGUGUUAAUGAUACUGCCAAAUACAAGCAAUUUAAAGCAUCUGUGGGGGAAAUUAGGAAGCAUAUUAACAAGCAAGGAGAAAAUCACAGCUGGCUGAAAGCUAGGCUUCCUGUUUUGACUGCAGCGUGUCCUGAUUUGGAGGCCAAAAGGACAGAGGAUGAGCUUUGUAACCUUUCCAGUGAAUUCAAGGGACUCCUAGAUUUACUGGCUGAGGUUGAAAAGAAUUUAGGCACUGUUGGAGACUGUGUCCAGUACAAGGAAGAAGUUAAAAGUGCAAUUGAAGAGUUAAUCAACAACUCUAAAGAAGCCCAAGCAGAGGCUGAAAAGAUCCUGAACACAGAAAGUUUGUUACAAGCUCAGCAACUACUACUUCAUCAUCAGCAAAGGACAAGGAGACUCCGUGCAAAGAGGCAAGGUGUGCAACAGCAGAUUUCCCAAGCUAAACAGUUACAGGUUGAAGGUGGACUACCCAGAAUAAUGCAAGAAGAUUUACUAAAGUUGGAAGGAACAUUGGAAAACAUGCAGCAGACUAUGGAGAAACGUGAAGAGCAACUGCAGGUCACAAUAAAUAAAUGGGAGCAGUUUGAAAGGGACAAAGAAACAGUAGUAAAAUACCUCAAGCAAGCAAGCUCUGCACUUGAACGUAUCUUAAACUUUAGCAGUUUAGAGAGCCUCUCUUCAGAACUGGAUCAGACAAAGGAACUUUCUAAACAGACUGAAGCAAUGGCAGUGCAGGCUGAGAAUUUGGUGAAGAAUUCUUCUGAGAUACAGCUUGGUUCAAAGAACAAGCAGUCCCUUCAGCAGCAGGCAAAAUCAAUCCAAGAACAAGUGAAAAAAGUGGAAGUUACUCUUGAAGAAGAUAUUAAAAGCAUGGAAAUGGUGAAAAACAAGUGGGAUCAUUUUGGCAAUAAUUUUGAAGCUCUGUCCAUCUGGAUAGCUGAACAAGAAAAAGAACUGGAAACUUUGGAAACAUCAUCAUCUCCUUUGGACAUACAGAUCAGCCAAAUCAAGGUUAUUAAUAAAGAAAUAGAUGGUAAAAUAACUGCAAUCUCCAAACUAGAAGAGGAAGCUGAGUCUUUUUCCCAGUUUGUUACCUCUGGAGAAUGUGCACAUAUUAAAGCCAAACUGACUCAGGUCAAAAGGUAUUGGGAAGAGCUAAGAGAUCAUGCGCAGAGACUGGAAGGAACAAUCACAGGGAAUGCAUCAGCACAGCAGAAAUAUGAAGAAAGCCUUAAACAGGUGCAGCAGGCAGUGUCUGAAUUUGAAGCUAAGCUAGCUGAGCCUCCCACACCUUGCUCUUCAUCCUCUGCAACAUACGCAGCCCUUCAAGAUUGCACGGACCUUUGUCAUACUCUAGAAAAGCUGAACAACACUCUGGCCUCUCUCUCAGCCUGUGCCCGAAAGGUGGCCAAGAAAGAAAAAGCUGCUCAGGAGGUUACUGCAUUACAGCAGAAAUACGAAAAGGUGCUAGCAAAUGCUAAAGAGAAACAGACCUUAUUAGAGACUCUUCUGGCUCAGUGGCAGAAGCAGGAGAAGGAGCUGUCCGCCUUUCUGACCUGGUUGGAUGGGUGUGAAGCUACAGCCAGGCCUCCAGAGCAGUAUGUUUCUGCUGACAGAGUUAAACUGGAAGGUGAACUGCAGUCACUGCAGAAUUUGCGAGCAGACAUUGAGUCCCAUGCUUCCAUCUAUGCAAGCCUAAUACAGUUAAAUGAGUCACUGUUCCCAACAGCUUCCAAACAGCAUGUGAAAACAAUAACAGAAAAAUUUGAAGAGCUGGAUGAGAGGUGGAAAGCUUUACCAAAAACUGUUGAUAAAAGGAUCAACUUUCUUCAGUCUCUUGUUGCUGAGCAUGAGCAGUUUGAUGAGCUCCUGCUCAGGUUUUCAGACUGGAUUAAGCAGUUUCUUGCUGAACUACAAGCCACUUCAGAGAUAAACACAGCUGAUCAACAACUAGCUGCAUCUCACAAUAAGAAUCACUCAAGGGAAGUCGAAAGUAAGAAACAGCAGUUACAAAGUCUGAAGGAACAUGUAGAUAAAUUGUGUUCUUUCAGCUGCCCAGAGGACCAGCAGACAUUGCAGGGAAAGACUGAAGAUUGCUUUCAAAUAUUCCAGGAGGCAAGUCAAAUAACUAGCCAAAGACAAGAGGCUCUGGAUCACCUACGGGUAUUCCUAGAGCACCAUAGUGUUGCAUCAGGAGUGCUCCACCAGCUGAGACAGGCAGUGGAGAAAACAGGAAAUAUGGAUAAAGCUAAAUCUGAAUUACUGGAGAAGGAACUCAGUAAUGUUAUUCAAGAUCUUAACAAGCUGGAAUCUGUUGCAAUCAGUUUGGAUGGUUCCCUUACUAAGGCCCAGUAUCAUUUAAAACACAGCAUUUCUGAGCAGAGGACCUCCUGCAGGGCUCUGGUGGAUAAUCUGUGCUUGGAACUGGAGGCAGUUCAAAACCUGCUGGGAACCAAACAGAGUGAAGCAGAAGCUCUGGGAGCCUUGCAAAGAUCUUUCAUGGAACGUAAAGAACAGUUACUGAAAAGUAUUGAAGAUAUUGAAGAAAAGGCUGACAAGGAGGCCCUGAAGGAGGCAACACUACAAGCCCUUCAGCAAAGAUUGAGGAUCUUUACCCAGUUAGAUGAAGAACUGAAUUCUCACCAGCAUGAACUCCAGUGGCUCAGGGACAGAGGAAAACAAAUAGCCCAAAAAGAUUUCACACUUGCUCCUGAGAUUGACAAAGAGAUAAAUUGCUUAGAAUCUCUGUGGGAGGAUACCAAGAAAGUUAUACAUGAAAAAAAGGAGCAAUCCUGCAUUCUUAUUGAUCUGAUGAAGGAAUAUCAGACCUUGAAGUCAACAGUAAUGAAAGUCAUAGACGGUGCUGACAGUGCUUCUGUGAUCAAAUCCAUUUGGAAGGAUCGUGAAGAUGUCAGGCGAAUUUUAUCAAGGCAUGAAGCUGCCAAGAAUGAUCUGAGUGAUAAACAAAAAGACCUGGAUACUUUCACCAAUAAAGGAAAACAUUUGUUAACAGAAUUAAAAAGAGUGCAUAACUGUGACUCCACUGCGGUAAAAACAGAUAUGAACUCUACUGUGGACAAAUGGCUAGAUGUGUCUGAAAGAAUUGAAAACAACAUUGACCAGCUAAGUGUGAAUGUGGCUCUGUGGGAUGACAUCCUGAAAACUGGAGAUGAAAUGGAUGGAUGGUGCAAUAAAUGCAUUUCUCAACUGAAUGAAGGCAUCAGCAACUUGAGUAACAGUCAGAGAAUGGAGGUCCUCCUGAAAGACUUCCAGUCUGAAGUCAAGGAUAAAGAACUGAAGUUGGAUCAGCUUAGUUCCAAAAUUUCAGAUCUCAAAGAACUGACCCAUAGUCAAGAUCCUCCUGCAGAUCUCCAGUUUAUAGAAUCAGAUUUGAGGCAGAAGUUGGAACAUGCCAAAGAAAUGUCAGAGACAGCAAAGGAGACACUGAAAGAUUUCUGUACUCAGAAAAUGCAGUUACAGAAGUUUAUUGAUCAGAUGACAGACUGGUUAACAAAAGUGGAAGAAACACUGUUAAGCUGUGCACGUAACCUGAAUCCUGAAGCUCUAAAUAAAGUGAAGGAAACACAAAAAGACCUUCAGCUUCAGCAGAGCAGCAUUGACUCGACCCGUGAGAACCUCAACAGCCUGUGUCGCAAAUACCAUUCUGUAGAACUGGAAACUCUUGGUGGCACUGUCACUUCAUUAAUAAAAAAUUAUGAAGCUGUGAAUCUGCUCUGUUCCAGAACACAGGCCAGCAUGCAAGAGUCCUUGGAAAAACAUUUCCUUCAUUCUAUGCAAGAAUUCCAGGAAUGGUUUUCUGGUGUGAAGGCUGCAGUAAAAGAAUCAUCUGACAGGUCUGGAGACAGCAGCGUCAUAGAGGCAAAGCUACACGACUUGCAGACUGUGAUGGAUUCUGUUAGCGAGGGACAGAACAAGUUAGAUGCUGCCUGCAAGGAAGGUGAAAGUUUGUAUGCUUGCUUACCAAAACCAGUUGUGAGCCAUAUUCAGGACCAAAUAGUGAGGUCUAACCAGAACUUCCAGGAAUUCCUCAACCAGUGUCUGAAUGAUAAGAAGGCUCUGGAAGCUUGUGCCUCACACCUGGGAAACUUUGAAGAUCAGCAGAAGAAACUUGGCCUGUGGAUACGUGACAUGGAAGAAAGAAUAACCACAGAAGCAUUAGGAGAGAGCAAACAGCUUAUUCCUGAGAAGAAAAAAGAGGUGCAGAAAGUGGAAAAGUUCCUGGAAGAGUUACUAAGUUCAAGGGAAUCUUUUGAUAAACUGUCCCAGAUGGCACAGACUUUAAAUGAGGAAGGCCAUGGUGCAGGGAGGGAAGUACGCCUGGCUUCUCAACAUCUCACCAAUUAUCAAAACAUGGUCAAAACUAUCAAGGAGAAGCUGCGAACAUGUCAGCUUGCACUCCAAGAGCAUCUCACUUUGGAAGAGGCAUUACAGAGUAUGUGGUCAUGGGUGAAAGAGGUUCAAGAUAAACUGGCAUCAUCAGAGAGCACUGUUGGUAGCAAAGCCACACUAGAGAGACGACUGACACAAAUUCAGGAGAUCCUCUUACUCAAAGGAGAUGGUGAAGUUAAGCUGAACAUGGCCAUUGGCAAAGGAGAACAAGCACUUAGAAGCACCAAUGAGGAAGGACAAAAGGUGAUACAAACUGAGCUUCAGACGCUGAAGGAUGUAUGGAAUGACAUCAUCAGCACCUCCAUGAACUGGCAGAGCUGCCUAGAGUCUGUCAUUGGCCAGUGGAAUGAAUAUCUGGAAAGGAAAAAUCAGCUGGAACAGUGGUUAGAGAAAUUGGAUCACAAAGUGGAACAGCCUGUAGAACCACAGAUUGGUCUGAAGGAGAAGUUUGCUCAGCUGGACCACUUCCAGGCUGUUGUUUCAGAGAUAGAGGAUCACUCUGGUGAUUUACAGCAACUCAUUGAAAAAGCUGUGGAACUGUAUGAAAAAACAGAGGAUGAUUCUUUUGGAGAAGCUGCUCAAGAAGAACUAAAAACACAGUUUAAUGACAUCACAACUGUAGCCAAGGAGAAAAUGAGGAAAGUGGAAGAUAUUGUGAAGGAUCAUUUGCUAUACCUUGAUGCUGUGCAUGAAUUCACAGACUGGCUCCAUUCUGCAAAGGAAGAGCUGCACCGCUGGUCAGAUUCAUCUGGAGAUACAUCGACCAUACAGAAAAAGCUGGACAAAAUCAAUGGGGAGCUGCUGGCCGCCUGGUCGCAGGGCCUGGCCCCCCGCGACAGCCGGCACACCGACAGCGAGGUCCUGGAGAGCUGGCGCAAGGAGAAAGAAACAUUGGAUGCUCUGCUAAAGUCUGAACAUAUGACAGAAGAGAUCAAAACUCAGUUAAAUGAUCUCUGUAGAUUUUCCAGAGAUUUGAGUACUCAUUCUUCAAAAGUUUCAGGGUUGAUUAAGGAGUAUAACAGUCUCUGCCUGCAAGCUUCAAAAGGAUGUCAGAGCAAAGAGCAGAUCUUGCAGCAAAGAUUUCGGACGGCUUUCAGGGACUUCCAGCAGUGGCUGGUCAAUGCAAAAGUCACCACAGCCAAAUGCUUUGAUGUGCCUCAGAAUAUCAGUGAAGCUACAGCAAGUCUGCAGAAAAUACAGGAAUUCUUAUCAGAAAGUGAGACUGGGCAACAAAAAUUAAACCUGUUAGCAUCCAAAGGAGAAUUGCUGUGCUCUGUUUUACCAAAUGAAAAGGCAAAAGUUAUCCAGGACAAAUCUGCUACUGCCAAAGAAGAUUGGAAAAAUUUUAUCACCACCCUCCACCAGAAGGAAUCUGCAUUGGAGAACUUAAAGAUCCAGAUGAAGGACUUUGAAGCAACUGCUGAGCCUCUACAGGAGUGGUUGACCACAACUGAGAAGAUGGUACAAGGAAGUAGCAGUCGGCUCCAUGAUCUUCCUUCCAAGAGGAGAGAACAGCAAAAGUUGCAGUCUGUCCUUGAGGAAAUAAGCUGCCACGAGCAUCAGCUCAACAGGCUGAAAGAGAAAGCUCAGCAGCUGGGGGAAGAGCAAGCUGACAGCAAAAGCUUUAUGCGCAGAGUGUCUCAGUUGUCUUCUCAAUAUCUUACUCUAAGCAAUCUGACAAAGGAGAAAGUUUCCAGAAUGGAUAGGGUUGUAGCAGAGCACCAGCAGUUCUCACACAGUGUCAAGGACCUCCAGGACUGGGUGGCUGAUGCAGUUCACAUGCUGGAUUCCUACUGUCAUCCCACUGCAGACAAGAGUGUUCUGGACAGCCGGAUGUUAAAACUAGAGGGACUGCUAGCAGUGAAACAAGAAAAAGAAAUCCAAAUGAAAAUGGUUCUGUCCAGAGGAGAGUCUGUUUUGCAAAAUACAUCUCUGGAGGGAGUACCAGUGAUUGAAAGGCAGUUGCAAACCCUGAAGGACAGCUGGGCUUCUCUUCUGUCUGCUUGUAUCCAGUGCAAGAGUCAACUGGAAGGAGCUCUCUCCAAAUGGACAAGUUACCAGGAUGAUGUUCGUCAGUUUUCCAGCUGGAUGGAUAAAGUAGAAGCCAGUAUGAAUGCUUCUGAAAGGCAAUAUGCUGAACUGAGGGAAAAAACAGCUGCCCUCAGCAAAGCAAAGCUACUCAGUGAAGAGGUGUUGAGUCACAGCAGCCUAUUGGAGACAAUUGAAGUGAAAGGAAGUGGGAUGGCUGAGCAUUAUGUCACUCAGCUUGAACUCCAGGACCUUCAGGAGCGGUAUAGGUUCCUCAAAGACAGAACAAAGGAGGCAGUAACAAAAGCUGAAGAACUGCUUAACUUACAUCAAGAGUACCAAAGAAAUCUGAAGGCCUUUGAAGUAUGGCUGGAGAAGGAACAGGAAAAACUUGACUGUUUAUCACAUCUUGAUGGUGAUGCCCAGAAACAGGAGGCAAUGCUCCGAGACUUACAGGAGCUACAGGUCCACUGUGUGGAAGGACAAGCAUUAUUGAAUGCUGCUGUCCAUGCCAGAGAGGAGGUGAUUCCCUGGGGCAUUCCACAGAUAGAAGACAGAGCCCUGGAAUCCUUACGGCAGGAUUGGCAAGUUUAUCAGCACAGGCUUUCUGAGGCAAGAAGCCAAUUAAACGCCACUGUGAGCAGACUGAGAUUAAUGGAGAAAAAAUUUCAGAAGGUUAAUGACUGGCUAACAGACCUGGAGGAGAAAGUUGCUAUCAGAACUGGGAGGCAGUCUGGUAGAGCAACAAAGGAGAUGCAACUUCAACAAAUGAAGAAGUGGCAUGAAGAAAUCACAAUCUACAAAGAUGAUGUGGAGGAAGUUGGGGUAUUGGCUCAGCAAAUACUAGAGGAAUGUCUCACUGCAAGUAGAAUGGGAAGCCAGGCUACACAACUAACUUCUCGCUACCAAACUCUUCUUCUUCAUGUCUUGGAGCAAAUAAAGUUUCUGGAAGAAGAAAUACGCUGUAUGGAUGAGUCAGAACUGGCUUUUAGUGCCUACACAAAUUGGUAUGGAGCUACUAACAAGAACUUCAGAAACGUGAUCACCAAGUUUGAUGUGGUUGAUAAAACAGCAAUGGAGAAAAAAGUGCAGAAACUAGAGCUGUUAUUGAGCGAUAUGGACAUAGGCCACAGUUUACUGAAAUCUGCCCGUGAGAAGGGGGAGCGUGCUAUAAAGUACAUGGAAGAAAAUGAAGUUGACCAGUUAAGAAAAGAAAUUGGAGAUCACGUGGAACAGCUUGAAGAGCUGGCUGGUUCCAUCAGGAAAGAGCACAUGACUUCAGAGAAAUGCCUUCAGCUGGCAAAGGAGUUCUCAGACAAAUACAAGGCACAGACUCAGUGGGUCAUGGAGUACCAAGCCAUGUUACAUGCUCCAGCGGAACCAAAGAGUGAGCUCUAUGAGAAGAAGGCCCAGUUGUCCAAAUACAAGUCUAUACAGCAGACUGUUCUGUCCCAUGAGCCUUCAAUAAAAUCAGUAAUUGAAAAGGGAGAAGCACUUUUUGAUCUGGUGAAUGAUAUGAAUCUAAAGAACAACAUUCAAGACCUUCAGAGCACUUACCAGGAACUCUGCAGCACCACAAAGGCAUACGUUGAAACCUUAGAAGUGAGAGUAAAAGAGCAUGAGGAUUACAAUAGUGAUUUGCAAGAAGGGGAGAAAUGGUUACUACAUAUGUCUAGCAGGCUGGUAAGCCCUGACCUCAUGGAGAGUAACAGUCUUGAAAUAAUCACUCAGCAACUAGCUAACCACAAGGCUAUUAUGGAAGAAAUUGCAGGAUUUGAAGAUCGUUUGAACAGCCUUAAGAGUAAAGGCGAUUACUUGAUCAAUCAAUGCACAGAACAUCUUCAAGCAAAAUUUAAGCAAAACAUACAAAGCCAUCUCCAGGGGACAAAGGACAGCUAUUCUGCCAUAUGUAGCACAGCCCAAAGAGUGUACCAGAGUUUGGAACACGAACUCCAGAAGCAUGUUAAUCAUCAAGAUACCCUACAACAAUGUCAGACUUGGCUGUCUACAGUGCAGUCAGAGCUAAAGCCAACUACCUGGCCACCUUUCAGCCUGGCAGAUGCAGUUAAACAGGUAAAACACUUCCGGGCUCUGCAGGAGCAGGCCAAUACAUACUUGGAUCUUCUGUGCUCCAUGUGUGAUCUGUCAGAUGCCACAGUGAAGAGUACAGCAACAGAUGUUCAACAAACAAAACAAACGAUUGAGCAGCAGAUAAUGCACUCACAGUAUUUGGCUCAAGGUUGGGAAGAGAUCAAACAAAUGAAGGCUGAGCUCUGGAUAUAUUUCCAGGAUGCAGAUCAACAGCUACAGAAUUUGAAAAGGAGACGGGCAGAGUUGGAGCUAAACAUUGCCCAGAAUAUGGUACUCCAGGUUAAGGAAUUCAGUCAGAAGUUGCAGUCUAAGCAGUCAGCUCUUACAUCUGUGACUGAGAAGAUGAACAAACUAACCCAAGGACAGGAAUCACCUGAACACAAGGAAAUAGGAGAACUCAGCAACCAAUGGCUGGAUCUCUGCCUUCAGGCACACAGUUUGCUCAUACAGAGGGAGGAGGAUCUGCAGAGGACAGGGGAUUACCAUGAUCGCAUGAAUGUAGUUGAAGUUUUCUUGGAAAAGCUCACAAAAGAGUGGGACAACCUGGCUAGAUCUGAUGCUGAAAGUACAAAUGUGCACCUUGAAGCUUUGCAAAAAUUGGCACUGGCACUAGAGGAAAGAAGAUUUGCUCUGGAAGAUAUGAAAGAUCAGAAACAGAAGAUGAUAGAACAUCUGAAUCUUGAUGACAAAGAAUUAAUAAAGGAGCAAUAUGGUCACUUCGAGCAACGCUGGACUCAGUUGGAGGACCUUGUCAAAAGGAAAAUUCAAGUUUCUGUUUCAACCUUAGAAGAGCUCAGUUUGGUGCAUUCCAAAUUUCAGGAACUAAUGGAAUGGGCAGAGGAGCAGCAACCUAGUAUCUCAGAGGCUCUUAAACAGAGCCCUCCUCCAGAUUUGGCUCAGAGUCUUCUCAUGGAUCAUCUUACCAUUUGCAGUGAGCUUGAAGCCAAACAGCUUGUUCUGAAGGUGCUUGUGAAGGAUGCUGACAGGGUGAUGACCAACCUAGGGCUCAAUGAAAGGCAGGAGCUGCAAAAAGCACUUUCUGAUGCACAGCACCAUGUAGAAUGUCUCAGCGAUCUGGUUGGCCAGAGGAGAAAGCACCUCAAUAAAGCACUGUCUGAAAAGACCCAGUUUCUCAUGGCAGUCUUUCAGGCUACAAACCAAAUUCACCAGCAUGAGAAGAAGGUAACGCUUCCAGAACACAUUUGUCUGUUGCCAGAAGAUGUGACCAAACAGAUCAGGACUUGUAAGAAUGCCCAGGCUAACCUGAAAGCCUAUCAAAAUGAAAUCACAGGGUUGUGGGCUCAAGGAAGGGAUUUAAUGAAAGAAGCAACAGAACAAGAAAAGAGUGAAGUGUUAGGUAAACUGCAAGAACUACAGAAUGUGUAUGACUCCGUUUUACAAAAGUGUAAUCAGAGAUUGUUAGAGCUGGAGAAAAAUAUGGUUUCUAGGAAAUAUUUCAAAGAAGACUUAGAUAAAGCUUGCCAUUGGCUAAAACAAGCUGAUAUUGUCACAUUCCCAGAAGUCAAUGUAAUGAAUUCUAACUCUGAACUAUACAACCAGUUGGCAAAAUAUCAACAGAUUCUUGAGCAAUCUCCAGAAUAUGAAAAUCUGUUACUUGCACUGCAAAGAGAUGGCCAAGAAAUCCUACCAUCACUUAAUGAAGUAGAUCAUUCUUAUCUGGAUGAAAAGCUUAACAUUCUCCCUCAGCAAUUCAGUAUUGUCACUGCUCUGGCAAAAGAAAAAUUAUAUAAGAUUCAGGAAGCAAUUUAUGCCAGAAAAGAGUAUGCCUCUUUGAUUGAAUUGACAAUUAAAGCUCUGAAUGAGCUAGAAGAUCAGUCUAUUAACAUGGACAAAGCUCCAGCUACUGUUUCAGCCAAAGAAGCUGUGUCACUCCAGCAGGCCUACAGAGAUCUCUUAGGUGAAGUGGUGAGCCUUGGUGCAGCAGUGGAUGAACUAAACCAGAAGAAGGAGGCCUUUCGAAGCACUGGCCAGCCAUGGGAGCCAGAUGAGAUGUUAAAACUUGUCACGCUGUAUCACAAGUUGAAGAGGCAAAUAGAACAGAAAAUAAAUCUGUUGGAAGACAUGAUAGAAGCAUGCCAGGAGCAUGAGAAUAUGUGUAUGCAGUUUGAGGCACAACUAGAGGCAGUGAAGAAGGAGCAGAUUAAGGUAAAUGAAGAAACGCUCCCAAUAGAAGAAAAGUUGAAAAUCUAUCAUUCUUUGGUGGGCAGCUUGCAAGACUCAGGAAGUCUUCUCAAGCGAAUAACCGAACAUCUAGAAGCCCUUUCUCCUCAGCUUGACUCAUCUGCAUGUGAGACAACAGAUCACCAAGUUCAGUCUUGGCAAGAAAAACUGAAGUCUUUGCAUGCUGCCAUUAGUGACACUGUGAUGGACUGUGAGAACAGACUUGUGCAAAGCAUAGACUUCCAAACAGAAAUCUGCCGCUCCCUUGACUGGUUGAGAUGGGUGAAAACAGAACUUAAUGGAACAUUAAGUUUGGACCUCAAACUUCAAAGCAUCCAAGAAGAAAUCCGAAAGGUUCAGAUACAUCAGGAAGAAGUGCAGUCAAGCCUGAGAAUAAUGAAUGCACUGAGCAAUAAAGAGAAAGAGAGAUACAUGAAAGCAAAGGAACUGAUACCUGCUGACUUGGAAAACACUCUUGCUGAGCUGACAGAACUAGACGGUGAAGUUCAAGAAGCUAUACACACGAGACAGGCUACCUUGAAUAAAUUAUAUAGCCUCUGCCAAAGAUACUACCAAGUGAUGCAGAUAGCAAAUGACUGGCAUGAAGAUGCUCAGGAAUUUCUACGUUUAGCAAGAAAUGGUCUUGAUGUUGAGAACUCUGAGGAAAACCUAAGGAACCACAUUGAAUUUUUCAGUACAGAAAGUCAGUUCGGUAAUCAUUUAAAGGAGUUACAGGGCCUUGUGUCAGAGAUGGAGCCCUUUAUCCAAGACACAGCCAGAGAGCAGCUAUUGCAGAAUGUAGCUGCAUUGGAGGAAAAGGCCAAAGAGACAAAGCAAGAAGCCAAAGCCCAGCAAGAGCAGUUGCAAAGGUGUGCUUCUGAGUGGCAGGAGUACCAGACAGCAAGACAGAAGGUUAUUGAAGUGAUGAAUGAGGCUGAGAAAAAGUUAUCUGAUUUCUCAGUAGCUAAAGCUGCUUCUUCUCAUGCAGCAGAAGAGAAAUUGCAAACACAUAAGACUCUUGUGUCUGUAGUGAAUUCUUUCCAUGAGAAGAUCACAGCUCUGGAAGAAAAGGCUUUACAGCUGGAGAAAGUCAGUAAUGAUGCCAGUAAGGCAACUAUAAGUAGAUCCAUGACAACAGUUUGGCAGCGCUGGACACGGCUUCGCAAUGUAGCCCAAGAACAAGAGAAAAUUUUGGAAGAUGCAGGGCAGGAAUGGAAAGACUUUAAUGAUAAGAUUCAGAAAGCCACCAUAGCAAUAGAUCAACUACAAGGUCGCUUACCAGAAAGCUCUGUAGAAAAAGCAUCCAAGGCAGAGCUCCUGGAACUCCUGGAUUACCACAGCACUUUCCUUCUGGAGGUGGAGCAUCAGCUGUCGUCUUUGGGCCUGCUCAAACAGCAUGUUGUCAGCAUGCUUCAGGAUGUGGAAAUAAAGCCUCUGUCUCAGGAGGAACUACCAGUCAUGCAAGAAAUCAAAGCAAUGCAAGAUCGAUGUCACAAUAUGCAACAGAAAGUGAAAAAAGGUGUGAAGAUGGUGAAACAGGAGCUGAAGGAGCGUGAGGAGGUUGAAGGAGAGAUUAAUAUUGUGAAGUCCUGGAUCCAGGAAACAAAAGAAUAUUUAUUAAGCCCUGAUAUAGAAGUGGAUACUCAACUUCAGGAGUUGCAGUCUCUCCUUGGUGAAGUAACUACUCAUCGCCAGGCUGUUGAAAAAAUGGCUGAACAACAACAGAAUAAGUACUUGGGGCUUUAUACCAUUUUGCCUUCUGAACUCUCUCUUCAUCUAGCAGAAGUUGGGCUGGCCCUUGUAACUAUACAGGAUCAGAUUCAAACCAAAGAAAGAGAAACUCAGCAGAUCAAAACACUGAAUCAAGAGUUUGGUCAGAAAAUCCAGGGGAUAGCAAAUGAACUAAAUGCCAUUCUUUCCAAACUGAAAAAGAAAACAAAUGAUAUAGCACAAGCUAAACUUGAACAAAAGAUCCUUGGUGAAGAGUUGGACAGCUGCAAUAUAAAGCUGUUGGAAUUAGAUGCAUCAGUCCAGGACUUUGCAGAGCAGAAUGUGCCGCUGGCUAAGCAGCUGGCUAACAGGAUAGGGAAACUCACUGUACUGCACCAACAGACCGUACGGCAAGCUGAGUACAGAGCAGCCAAGCUCAGUCAGGCUGCUUCACAUUUGGAAGAAUACAAUGAGAUGCUGGAGUUCAUACUGAAAUGGACUGAGAAAGCAAAUAUCCUAGUGCAUGGUAGUAUAAUAUGGAAUUCUUCCUCUCAGCUUCGUGAUCAGUUUAAAGCCUACCAGACUAUGCUUGAUGAGUCUGGAGAGAUUCAUGGUGAUCUUGAGGCCAUGAGUGAGAGGAUUGAGUAUCUGGCAAGUGUUUACUGUACUGAAGGAAUGUCACAGCAAGUGCUGGAACUGGGACGACGGACAGAGGAAUUACAGCAAGUUAUCAAAGUGCGACUACCAAAUCUCCAAGAUGCUGCCAAGGACAUGAAGAAAUUUGAAGUUGAGUUGAGAGUCCUGCAGGCUGCUCUGGAGCAAGCCCAAGCUACACUGACCUCUCCAGAGCUCGGGCACUUGAGCUUGAAAGAGCAGCUUUCUCACAGACAGCAUCUGUUGUCUGAAAUGGAGUCACUGAAGCCAAAAGUUCAGGCAGUACAAAUCUGUCAGAGUGCCCUGAGGAUUCCUGAAGAGGUAGUCACCGGCCUGCCCAUGUGCCACAGUGCCCUCCGGCUCCAGGAGGAGGCCAGCCGCCUGCAGCACACUGCCAUUCAGCAGUGCAACAUCAUGCAGGAAGCAGUGGUUCAGUACGAGCAAUAUGAGCAAGAAAUGAAACAUUUACACCAAAUGAUAGAGAGUGCCCAUCGUGAGAUUCAAGACAAGCCAAUAGCAACCAGCAACAUCCAGGAACUUCAGGUCCAGAUUUCACAUAAUGAGGAGCUGGCUCAGAAGAUCAAAGGAUACCAGGAGCAAAUUGCUUCUUUAAAUUCCAAGUGCAAGAUGCUGACAAUGAAAGCAAAACAUGCUACCAUGCUGCUGACAGUGACAGAAGUGGAGGGGCUUUCAGAAGGAAUGGAAGAGCUGGAUUCAGACCUGCUCCCAGCACACCCCACUCAUCCUUCUGUGGUUAUGAUGACUGCUGGUCGCUGUCACACGCUGCUCUCCCCUGUCACUGAGGAGUCUGGGGAGGAGGGAACCAACAGUGAGAUUUCUUCUCCACCUGCCUGUCGCUCUCCCUCACCUGUGGCUAAUACAGAUGCUUCUGUUAACCAGGACAUUGCUUAUUACCAAGCCUUAUCUGCUGAACAGUUGCAGACAGAAGCUGCUAAAAUUCAACCCAGCACUUCAGCCACCCAGGAAUUUUAUGAACCAGGCUUAGAAUCAGCUGCUAGUGCCAAAUUGGAUGAUUUGCAGCGUUCUUGGGAAACACUGAAAAAUGUGAUCAGUGAAAAACAGCGCACCCUCUAUGAAGCUCUUGAGCGUCAACAGAAAUAUCAGGACACGCUCCAGUCUAUAUCCACAAAAAUGGAGACAACUGAGAUCAAACUAAAUGAGAGUCUUGAACCAGCCAAAAGUCCAGAGAGCCAAAUGGCUGAACAUCAGGCUUUGAUGGAUGAGAUUUUAAUGUUACAAGAGGAAAUCACUGAGCUUCAGACAUCAUUAGCCCAAGAGCUGGUUUCAGAACCACUGGAUGCAGAAGCUGGUGAUCAACUGGCAUUGCAGUCCACUCUCACAGUCUUGGCAGAACGGAUGGCCACAAUUCGAAUGAAGGCAUCAGGAAAACGACAACUAUUAGAGGAGAAACUGAAUGAGCAACUGGAAGAACAGCGGCAAGAGCAGGCUCUUCAAAGGUACCGUUGUGAAGCUGAUGAGCUUGACCACUGGCUACUCAAUACCCGAGCAACACUGAACUCCGCUUUGGUUACUGCUGAGGAACCUAUGGACAUGGAAGCACAGCUGGUGGACUGUCAGAACAUGCUAGUUGAAAUAGAGCAGAAGGUGAUAGCCUUGUCAGAGUUGUCUGUGCACAAUGAGAACUUGCUUAUGGAGGGGAAGGCUCACACCAAGGACGAGGCAGAGCAGCUGGCUAUGAAGCUCAGGACACUGAAGAGCAGCCUUCUGGAGCUGCAGAGAGUGCUUCACGACAAACAGACCAACAUUCGGGGAUCAUUACAAGAAAAGGAGGAGAGUGAUCUGGACUUUGUUUCCUCACAAAGCCCCAGUGUCCAAGAAUGGCUGGCACAAGCAAGAACCACUCGCUCACAGCAACAGCAGAACACCCUGCAGCAACAGAAAGAGCUGGAACAAGAGCUAGAAGAGCAGAAGAAUCUGCUUCGGUCAGUAGCAUGUCGUGGAGAAGAAAUCCUAACGCAGCAGGGUGCUCCAGAAGGCCUAUGUAUAAGUGACAAGCCUGAUAUACUCUCUGAGGAAUUAGGCUUGGAAGGUGAGAAGCCAUCAUCUGAAGAACAGAUGAAGGUGAAAUGGGAAAGCCUGAACCGGGAAUUCAAUACCAAGCAGAGACUGCUCCAAAAGGCUUUGGAACAGGAACAGCUGCAGCUUUAUAGCAGACCAAACAGACUGAUAUCUGGAAUGCCUCUGUAUAAGGAGGAAGGACAGGAUGAAGAUAAAUCCUCAGUGUCACCAGUAUUGGAUGAAUUGAAUCAGGCCUUUGAAGAUGUGUCAUCUGAGGCUGGACGGGUGGAGGAGAGCCUGCAUCUUGAAGAGAAGCUGUAUGAUGGUGUAAUAGCAACCUCCCUGUGGCUAGAUGGUGUGGAAGAACAGGUCUUUGUUGCUACAUCUCUGUUGCCAGAGGAACAAAGAGAAACAUACCUCUGCAAGCAAGAGUCUCUUGCCAAAGAAAUCAAAGACAUAAUGGAAGAAAUGGAUAAGAACAAGAAUUUAUUUGCUAAGAUAUUUCCUGAGAAUGGUGGCAAUAGGGAUAUCAUAGAAGACACUUUGGAUUGUCUCCUGAGAAGACUGACCUUACUGGAGUCAGUAGUAAACCAGAGAUGCCAUCAGAUGAAAGGACAGCUCCAACAAAUAGUGACUUUCAAGAAUGAUCUGAAACUCCUGUUUACAUCGGUGGCUGAUAACAAAUAUUUAGUUCUACAGAAACUAGCAGAGGCAGUUGAGAGACCAGAAACAGAACAAAUGCAGGUCAUACUGCAGGCAGAAGAAAGUUUGAAGGAACUAGAUGCUGGAAUCAAUGAAUUAAAGAAGCGUGUAGACAAACUAGAAAUUGACCAGUCUUCUGUGCAAGAGCUGUCUAAGAUCCAGGAUAAGUAUGAUGAGCUGAUGAUGAUCAUUGGAUCCAGACGGAGUGACCUGAAUCAGAAUCUGGCUCUUAAGAGGCAGUAUGAACGGGCUUUGCAGGACCUGACUGACCUGGUAGAAACAGGCCAAGAAAAGAUGGCUGGUGACCAGAAAAUAAUUGUUGCUUCUAAGGAAGAGGUUCAAUUGCUACUUGACAAACAUAAGGAAUAUUUUCAGGGGUUAGAGUCUCACAUGAUCCUGACAGAAACACUCUUUAGAAAGAUGAGUAGCUUUGCCCUCUUGAAGAAAACUCAGUCACAUUCAGAGCUAAUGACACAAGCUUCAGCUGUAUUAAAGCUGGCUCAUAAACGAGGCGUAGAGCUGGAAUACAUUCUAGAGACCUGGAUGCAUCUGGAUGAAGAUUACCAGGAACUUACCAGACAGCUGGAGUCUGUUGAAGAUAACAUCCCCACUGUUGGUUUGGUGGAAGAGACAGAGGAGAGGCUUACAGAUCGGAUUACACUUUUUCAGCAUCUGAGAUCUAACCUGAAUGAAUACCAACCUAAAUUAUACCAAGUGCUAGAUGAUGGGAAAAGGCUCCUUUUUUCUAUUAGCUGCUCAGAUCUUGAAAGUCAACUGAACCAACUAGGAGAACAGUGGUUAAGUAACACCAGCAAGGUUACCAAGGAGCUCCACAGGCUUGAGACAAUACUGAAGCACUGGACAAGGUAUCAGAGUGAAUCAAAUGAAUUGGCACAUUGGUUACAAUCUGCAAAGGAGCGACUUGAGUUUUGGAGCCAGCAGUCUUUGACAGUUCCUCAGGAACUGGAAACAGUCCGAGACCAUCUGAACUCCUUUUUGGAGUUUUCAAAAGAAGUGGAUGCUAAAUCAUCACAGAAAUCUUCUGUCCUGAGUACUGGGAACCAGCUCCUCAGGCUGAAGAAGGUGGAUACAGCAGCAUUGCGUGCGGGAUUGUCCCACAUUGACAGUCAGUGGACAGAUCUCCUCACACAAAUCCCAGCAGUUCAAGAGAAACUGCACCAGCUCCAGAUGGACAAAAUUCCUUCUCGCCAUGCUAUCACUGAAGUUAUGAGCUGGAUUUCCCUCAUGGAAAAUGUCAUUCAGCAGGAUGAAGAGAAUAUAAAAAAUGUAGUAGGACAGAAAGUCAUUCAGGAUUAUGUCCAGAAGUACAAGGGUUUCAAGAUAGAUUUAAAUUGCAAACAAUUGACGGUAGACUUUGUGAACCAAUCAGUGCUACAGAUUAGCAGCCAGGAUGUUGAAAGUAAACGUAGCGACAAAACUGAUUUUGCAGAACAGCUCGGAGCAAUGAACAGACGUUGGCAGAUCCUGCAAGGCCUGAUAACAGAAAAGAUUCAGCUGUUGGAAAGUCUGCAGGAAUCCUGGACAGAAUAUGAAAAUAAUGUGCAGUGCCUAAAAACUUGGUUUGAAACCCAAGAGAAGAAGCUGAAACAGCAACAGAAAAUUGGAGACCAGGCUUCAGUACAGAAUGCUUUGAAAGACUGUCAGGAAUUAGAAGAAUUAAUAAGAACAAAGGAAAAAGAAGUAGAAAAUGUAGAACAGAGUGGUCUUUCUUUGGUACAAAACAAGAACGAAGAAGUCUCUUCUGCUGUUAUGAAUACACUGCAAGAAAUUAACCAUUCCUGGGCCAAUUUGGAUCACAUGGUUAGCCAACUGAAGAUAUUGUUGCAAUCUGUUCUUGAUCAGUGGAGCAUUUACAAAGAGGCUUAUGAAGAACUGAAUGGUUACCUAACAGAAGCCAGAUAUUCUUUGUCCCGUUUUUAUCUUCUUACUGGUUCUUUGGAAGCAGUGAAAAUCCAAGUUGAUAACCUUCAGAGCCUACAAGAUGAAUUGGAAAAGCAAGAAAAUAGCUUACAGAAAUUUGGUUCUGUGACCAAUCAGUUGUUGAAAGAAUGUCACCCCCCAGUGACUGAAACUCUUACCAACACUUUGAAAGAAGUGAAUAUGAGGUGGAACAACCUUCUGCAGGAGAUUGCAGAGCGGCUGCGUGCCAGUAAGGGCCUCCUUCAGCUGUGGCAGAGGUACAAGGACUGUUACCAGCAGUGCUCUUCCAUAGUCCGUCAGCGGGAAGACCAGACUAAUGAACUCUUGAAGACUGCCACCAGCAAAGACAUUGCUGAUGAUGAAGUUACUACUUGGAUUCAGGACUGUAAUGAUGUACUCACGGAUUUGAAGACAGCACAGGAUACACUGAUUGUGCUUCAAGAAUUGGGAGAGGAGCUAAAAAGCCAGGUGGAGCCUUCAGCAGCAGCAGCUAUACAGUCUGAUCAUCUUUCUCUGAGCCAGAAUCUGUCAACCCUAGAACAGGCUCUCCACAAGCAACAGGUUGUACUUCAGGCUGGAGUGCUGGACUACCAAACCUUUGCCAAGAACCUGCAAGUCCUUGAGGCCUGGAUAACAGAAGCAGAAGAAAUAUUGAAAGGACAGGAUCCCAGUCACUCAUCUGAUCUCUCAACAAUACAGAGUAGAAUGGAGGAACUUAAGAGUCAAAUGUUGAAGUUCAGCAGCAUGGCCCCGGAUUUGGACCGUCUUAAUGAGCUGGGUUACAGGCUUCCUCUGAAUGAUAAAGAAAUCAAAAGGAUGCAGAACCUGAACAGACAUUGGUCUCUGAUCUCAUCUCAGACUACAGAGAGAUUCAGUAAGCUGCAGUCUUUCAUGCUGCAGCACCAGACCUUCUUGGAGAAAUGUGAGACUUGGAUGGAUUUAUUAGUUCAGACUGAGCAGAAGCUGGCAGCAGAGAUUUCAGGAAACUACCAGAGCCUUCUAGAGCAACAGAGGGCACAUGAGCUAUUCCAGGCAGAGAUGUUCAGCCGCCAGCAGAUUUUACAUUCAAUUAUCUCUGAUGGGCAGCACCUCCUAGAACAAGGACAGGUGGAUGACAGGGAUGAAUUUAAUCUGAAGCUGACUCUUCUAAGCAAUCAAUGGCAAGGAGUAAUUCGCCGGGCACAGCAGAGGAGGGGGAUCAUUGACAGUCAGAUACAUCAGUGGCAACGCUAUAGGGAAAUGGCAGAGAAGCUGCGCAAGUGGCUGGUGGAAAUAUCCUGUCAGCUAGUGAGUGGGCUGGGCAAUGUUCCCAUCCCAUUGCAGCAAGCCAGAGCACUGCUGGAUGAAGUGCAGCUUAAAGAGAAAGUUCUCCUAAGACAGCAAGGGAGUUAUAUCCUCACUGUGGAAGCUGGGAAGCAACUAUUGCUCUCUGCUGACAGUGAAGCUGAGGCAGCCCUGCAGACAGAACUUACCGAAAUUCAGGAGCGCUGGAAGAUAGCUAGCACCCAACUGGAGCAACAAAAGAAACAGCUUGCUUUACUACUGAAAGACUGGGAAGAAUCUGAAAAGGGCAUCGGAGACUCCCUGGAGAAGCUAAGAUCAUUCAAAAAAAAGCUUUCUCAACCUUUGCCAGAACACCAUGAUGAAUUGCAUGCAGAGCAGAUUCGUUGCAAGGAGUUAGAGAAUGCUGUUGAAGGAUGGACAGAUGACCUUGCACACCUCUCUCUACUGAAGGAAACCCUGUCUAUAUAUAUCAGCGCAGAAGAUAUCUCAAUCCUUAGUGAGCGCAUAGAGCUUCUACACAGACAGUGGGAGGAGCUGUGCCACCAGGUCUCCUUACGUCGACAACAAGUUAGUGAAAGACUGAAUGAGUGGGCUGUCUUCAGUGAGAAGAACAAGGAGCUCUGUGAGUGGUUGACACAAAUGGAAAGUAAGGUUUCUCAAAAUGGUGACAUCCUCAUAGAAGAAAUGAUUGAGAAACUUAAAAAGGAUUAUCAAGAAGAAAUUGCUGUAGCCCAGAAGAACAAAAUCCAGCUCCAGCAAAUGGGAGAGCGACUUGCUAAAGCCAGCCAUGAGAGCAAGGCAUCAGAGAUUGAGUAUAAACUUGGCAAGAUCAAUGACAGGUGGCAACAUCUUCUAGAUCUUAUUGCAGCCAGGGUAAAGAAGUUGAAGGAGACCCUCGUUGCAGUGCAGCAGCUGGAUAAGAACAUGAGUAGCCUGAGAUCUUGGCUUGCCCACAUUGAGUCAGAGCUGUCCAAACCUAUCGUCUAUGAAACUUGUGACUCUGAGGAGAUACAAAGGAAGUUAAAUGACCAGCAGGAACUACAGAGGGACAUAGAGAAACACAGCACUGGAGUGGCAUCUGUUCUCAAUCUGUGUGAAGUACUUCUUCAUGACUGUGAUGCUUGUGCCACAGAAGCAGAGUGUGACUCUAUCCAGCAGGCUACACGCAAUUUGGACAGAAGGUGGAGGAACAUUUGUGCAAUGUCAAUGGAAAGACGACUUAAAAUUGAAGAGACGUGGCGGCUGUGGCAAAAGUUUUUGGAUGACUACUCUAGAUUCGAAGAGUGGCUAAAAGUCUCUGAGAGGACAGCUGCUUUCCCAAGCUCCUCUGGUGUACUUUACACAAUUGCUAAGGAAGAACUGAAGAAAUUUGAGGCCUUCCAGAGACAAGUGCAUGAAAGUCUGACUCAGCUGGAACUGAUCAAUAAACAGUAUCGCCGCCUGGCCCGAGAGAACCGCACUGACUCUGACUGCAGCCUCAAACAGAUGGUUCAUGAGGGGAAUCAGAGAUGGGACAACUUACAGAAGCGAGUUACCUCCAUCCUGCGCAGACUAAAACAUUUUAUUGGCCAGCGUGAGGAGUUUGAGACAGCACGUGAUAGCAUCUUGGUAUGGCUAACAGAAAUGGACCUGCAGCUGACCAACAUUGAGCAUUUCUCAGAGUGUGAUGUCCAAGCAAAGAUAAAGCAACUUAAGGCGUUCCAGCAAGAAAUUUCACUAAACAACAACAAAAUUGAGCAGAUAAUUGUGCAGGGUGAGCAACUCAUUGAGAAGAGUGAGCCCAUAGACGCAGCUGUCAUUGAAGAAGAACUAGAUGAGCUGCGUCGUUACUGUCAAGAGGUCUUUGGACGUGUGGAACGUUAUCACAAGAAACUCAUCCGUCUUCCUCUGACAGAUGACGAACAUGACCUCUCUGACAGAGAGGUGGAUCUGGAUGAAUCAGCAGAUCUCUCUGACAUACACUGGCAUGACAAAUCUGCGGACAGCAUUCUCUCCCCGCACCCCUCUUCCAACCUUUCGCUGCCUCUUUCCCAGCCGGUGAGAAGCGAGCGAUCAGGGCGAGAUACUCCUGCGAGUGUGGACUCCAUUCCCCUGGAGUGGGAUCAUGACUACGACCUUAGCAGGGACCUGGAGACAGCUGUUUCACAGGCACUGCACUCUGAGGAAGAAGAUGGAGGACAAGAGAAGGACUUCUACCUGAGAGGAGCAGCUGGUAUAGCAGAUGUAGAGAUCCCUGAAACUCUUGAGGCCUAUGUAACACUCACAGAAAACACACUCAAAAAUCUCUCUGGAGAACCUGGUGCCCUGGAAGCACAUAUCCGACAGCUGGACAAGGCAUUAGACACCAGUCGUUUUCAAAUACAGCAAACAGAAAACAUCAUCCGCAGCAAAACACCUACAGGACCAGAGCUGGAUUCCAGUUACAAAGGAUAUAUGAAGCUACUAGGUGAGUGCAGUGGAAGCAUAGACUCAGUAAAAAGGCUUGGAUAUAAACUGAAGGAGGAAGAAGAAAAAUUAUCUGGACUUAUUAACCUCAACAGCACUGAAACACAAACAGCUGGUGUAAUUGACCGAUGGGAAUUAAUCCAGGCUCAGGCUCUAAGCAAGGAGCUGAGGAUGAAGCAGAACCUUCAGCAAUGGCAGCAGUUUAACUCUGACCUUAAUAGCGUUUGGGCUUGGCUUGGAGAAACUGAAGAGGAACUGGAGAAGCUCCACCACCUUGAUCUCAGCACUGACAUACAAACUAUUGAGCUCAGAAUCAAAAAAUUGAAAGAGCUGCAGAAAGCAAUUGAUAACCGCAAAGCAAUCAUCUUAUCCAUCAAUCUGUGCAGCUCAGAGUUCACUCAGUCUGACAGUGAGGAGAGCAAGAAGCUUCAAGAGCGUCUGUCUCAGAUGAAUGUGCGCUGGGACCACGUAUGCAGUAUGAUUGAAGAGUGGCGCUGCUCAUUGCAGGAUGCAUUAAUGCAAUGCCAGGAUUUCCAUGAAAUGAGCCAUGGUUUGCUGCUUUGGUUAGAGAAUAUUGACAGAAGAAAAAAUGAAAUUGUGCCCAUCAAUCCAAACCUGGACCCAGAAAUGCUGCAGGAUCAUCACAGGCUUCUAAUGCAAAUCAGACGUGAACUGCUGGAGUCUCAGUUGAAGGUGGCAUCGCUACAAGAUAUGUCCUGCCAAUUGCUAGUCAAUGCUGAAGGCAAGGACUGUCUUGAAGCCAAAGAAAAGGUGCAUGUCAUUGGAAACAGACUGAAGCUUCUCUUGAAAGAUGUCAUACGUCAUAUUAAAGACCUAGAGAAAAUUCUAGACAUUUCAAGUAGUCAGCUGGAAUUGUCCUCAUGGUCCUCUGCUGAUGAAUUAGACACAUCGGGCUCAGUGAGUCCUGUAUCCGGAAGAAGCACUCCAAGCAGACAGAGAACGCCACGGGGCAAAUGUAGUCUCUCACAGCCUGGACCCUCUGUCAGCAGUCCACAUAGCAGGUUCACAAGAGGUGGCUCAGGUUCCUCCCCUUCUGAGGCUGGGCCAGCAUGGCGGCACCCAUCCUUCUUCCUCAGAGUCCUCAGAGCUGCUCUGCCACUUCAGCUCCUCUUGCUGCUCCUGAUCGGGCUGGCUUGCCUGGUGCCAAUGACUGAGGAGGACUACAGCUGUACUAUGGCCAAUAACUUUGCCCGCUCUUUCCACCCUAUGCUGAAAUACAUGAAUGGUCCACCUCCAUUAUGAAGGAGACCCGUGAGAGAGUGGGUGACCUUGCUGGAGUGUUAGCUGGGAGGCAGGACGGUUUUAAAGGCAGGAUUCAGUGUGGCAGCUUUACCUACCUGAUGUAGCCACCACUGUGUCCAUAUCAUUCUCUGCUGGCACUCAGCAGAGUAGCAUCAUUUCAUUACUCACAUCCUGGGUACUAAGGAGUAUGUGACGUGUGAGGGAAUGUCCUUCUGUCCAGCAUUCUGGAUCUUUUAGCCACUUUAUAUCCAGGUCAUUGCCCUGUACUAUGCAUAGCCAAGGACUUAAUACUGUAGAUCCUUUUCUGUCUGCUGCUCUAAAUGAGCCAUUAGCCAGUCUUUGUUAAAUACCCUCUCAGUAUCUACAGUAUACAAAAUAACCAAUGCUAAAGACAUUUUAGAGCAUUUGUAACAUACAGUUUUAAAGGAUCUUGUAUGGCAAUGUAUUAUUCCCUGUGGUUUCUGUUUCGAGCAUGGUGUUCUAACUUUUGCUUUGGAUGCACAAGGUGUAAAUCUGAGAAGCACUUUUUUAAGGUUUAAAAAAUGGAUGUAAUAAAUAAGAUCGUAAAAGGUUUUUUGAGGAAAAAUACUGAAUGUCAAGUUGAAAAACAAAGAACAUAUUUAUGUAUGUACAGUUUGCUAAGCCAAGUUCUGUUUGUAUUGAUUUCUUUGCAUUUAUUAUAGAUACCAUAAAAUAUUUUGUCUACGUGCUUUUUAAUGACAACUAUGGAAACCUCUAAGUUUAGAAUGAGAUAUAUAUGAUAUAAAAAACCUAGAAGAUGUACAUAUGCUGCACUUCUAAAAAUAAUUUUUAAAUGCUGUAAAAAAUUAACAGUAUUAGGUACAUGUUUGAAUGAGAAGAUCUGGAAAACUUGACAAAUGGUAAAAUACAUGGGAAAAUAUCACUUUAGAAGUUCUGUUAAUAUUGAAAGCUGUCCGUAUUUUGAAUUAAUGAUUGGUCAUUUCAGGUUGGUUUUUUUUUUUUUCUCAAGCUGCUUCUUGAGAAAAGUUUGUUCUCACCCAUGUGUUGUUUCUGUCUCUGUGUGUAUGCACUCAUGUGCAACCUGUGGCAACUGAGGUUGUACCAAUCCACAUUGAAGUAGAUUUUUUCCUGUGGGUGUACUGGAAACUUCUUAAUAUUCUUCAUAGCAGCUUAAUACCAAGAUGGAUGUUUAUGCUUUACUAAUAAUUAGUCUAGUGGAGUAUGCCCAAAACAUAAGCAUAAAUUGCAGAAAACCAGAACAAAUGGAAAACUCAUCAAUUUUCCAGAAAUAUUGCAGAAACUUGCAGUCUGAGCAGUGGAAGACACUCUGCCCAGCUUAUCAGUCAGAGCUCGACCAAAACAGGAUAUUUUUUUUAUUUUGAAAAAAUACAGAGCAUGGCUCUAAGUUAAUGCUCUUUAGUAAAUUUGGAUUUUUUUAAGGCAUGACACACAAUGUGAAUUUCUCCUGUUAGAUGAAUAUAUUGGUCUACAUAACAGAAAUAAAAAAAGCCAGAAGAAAAUACAAGCACAUUAAUUGCUGUUACGUAGCAUUAGUUUUCUGGGAUGUCAUCAUUUGAGCUGGUAGGAGGGGAGGGUGGUCAGAGGUGGAGUACGACAAGCUGAACUCCAGCAUUUGGAAGAGCCAAAAUAUGCUUCCUUUCCAGAUAAGUGUUAUGUUAACAUCUCCUGAAAAGGAUUUUGUAUAUCAACAAAGUAUGUUCAAUGUCUGAGACCCAGACUUAGACUGAUAGAAGGUUUGUCUUUUUUUCAAGACAUAGUUUCCUUCAUUGGUAUUCAGAAGUUAUGCUAGGCUAGAUUAGUAUAAUAAUAACAAUCACUGAUUCUGAGUAGGCGAAGAUAAGGAACACAUUUUGGGGAGACAAGGAUGAACUGUUACUUGCAACAGGCCUGAGAGAUUCCAUAAAACUGACCCCUCCUCUCUUUUCUGAUAUAAUUCUCUUUGGUGACAUAAUUUAGUCAAUGGUAAUCAGUGCACCUGUGUGAGUAAUUUGGUAGUCACUCAGAACUGUUAGUACAGGUCUCUGCAUGCUUUAGACAUCCUUUCAUCAGACAGUCCCUGGUGAUUAAUUUUUUUGUUGAAAGAAUUUUGUUUUAUUUUAAAAGAAAACAUUGUAAAGAGUAAAAAGACUAAUUUAGUGAGAAAUAAGGAUUUAAGCCUGACUUUGUCUCAUAUUUUCCAGAUGACUAUUGGUGAUUUCAUGGAAGUAGAUGUUAUCUAAAAGGUAGAAGGUAGUCCAUGAGUAUCAACCUAUGGAAGGUGAGUAUCAGCCUACGGAAGAGCCAAGCUGAUGAAAGAACCAGGCAAAAAAGUCACAGGCGAGACCUGUGUUCAUUUCUUACAGUAUUUAAAAACUGAGGGAGAUCUUGGCAGGGAGGGUUGAAAGAAGUUGGUUAGGAGUGACAGAGGAGUGCAAGGAAGGGAGUUCAGCUUGAAUGAUGUCAAAGGCAAUUAACAAAGUACUUUAUCAAAAGUAUACAUGGUAGCACCUGACAUGCUUUGAAUUAUAACCCAACAUUUGAAUUUUGUCAGCUAUUUUGCCACUCCUCUCUAGCCCCUACUUCCCUUGGUUGUUUGAAUGCCUUCCCCACUUCCCUGAUAUCUAGGGAAGAAUGGCCUGUCUUCUGCA
This is a messenger RNA of Athene cunicularia (burrowing owl), 29187 nucleotides long. It is a transcript of the gene SYNE1, whose product is annotated as spectrin repeat containing nuclear envelope protein 1. Bases 332 to 26557 code for a protein of 8741 amino acids. The record is from RefSeq and is a predicted model, not a curated record. Gene Ontology annotation, molecular function: protein binding. The transcript has 148 exons. Gene Ontology annotation, cellular component: membrane. NCBI's taxonomy places the organism in Eukaryota, Metazoa, Chordata, Aves, Strigiformes, Strigidae.